UGAGCUGACAUGCAAGCGAUGAAGGACGUGUGCUUUGCACAUCCCCUGUUGCCUGUUUACCGCAGCCAUUUUAGUUUCACCACCAGCAGCACUUCGAGGAUUCGACAUGGAGCAAAAGCAACACUUGCUCAGUCCGGGGGAAGAGAUUGUCGCCAUCCUUCUGCAGCCGAGCUGGAUGACUGAGAUGGAAUCCGAAGGCUCAUUGUGGCAGAAGGCCAUUGAUAUUCCCGACCAGGAAGGAAUUCAUGAUCUUGUGUCGCUGGAGUGGCGGAAGGCCACAGGCGUCUCAGAAAAGUUGCACUUCAAGGAGAGCAAAGACCACAACAACACCAUUACUAGGAGAAUUGAGCUGGGGCCAGAAGAGUGGGUUGUUGGUUUCAAGAUGCAUGAGACCUGUGAGGAGGCCGGAGCAAAAAGCUUCCGCAACGUCGAAGUUUUCAUCGGUGGGCCUUCGGGGUACAGGUUGGAACCUUUGGCUCGCGGGCUGGUGGUGCCAGAACCAGCAUUCCCGGGCAAGAUUACUUGGCUUCCCGAACAAGCGGAACCGAGCAGGGCUCCCACCGAUUGCCGAAUCACAGGUUUGAGAAGCAUGCGUGGCACUGGCAGAGACCAUCUCGUGGGAAUCGUUUUCGAUUCGACGAACUCCUGGAACCCAAUGUGGAUUUGUCGAGGACUGACUGGUGAAGCUCCCAUGUUUUGGUUGGAUUUGUUGGUUUUGACCUGCCUCCUGAGCUAUUUGGACUUGUUUAGCGAUGUGCAGCAGUUCCGGCUCUUCUACAGGAAAGGGCUUCUGGGUUACCUAAUGGCCAAUGUGUGCGGGAUUUGUGUGCCUAUUUUAUUCACAUGUAGAGAGAACUACUUGUGGGCCAAGCGUGAGCCAGCCUCGCCACAGCUUGAGUUCCUUCAAACAUUGAUUCCGUCAGGGUACACAACUCUACUCCCUUGUUUGGCGGUCAUUUGCACCGCUUUGCAGCUCCACAUUCUGUUGCUCACUCUGAUGUCCGCGUACUUUCGCCAAAAGUUUAGCGCUCUUGUAGAGGGACAGCAGGGAGAAGUGACCGAGGCUGCCAUAUCAGCUUUGGUGCAGCUGCACCUCUUGAUGAAUGUUCUCGUUGAGGUGGACCAAUUCGAGUCGUUGGACAUGACUGCUGAUGAGAUUCAUUCUUUGUCCACAUCUAUUGGGCUUUCAUUACUUUCACUGGGGUUCAGCUUUGCCUCCAGAGACAAAGCACCUACUCCAGUGCUGGGCCUUCCUGGAACUGCAGGCUGGGGGCCCAUCAUGGUAACGCUCAUUAUUCUACGGACCAUGGAAGUCACUGGCCGUCUUGCAGCCAUCAAUUUGGUGCACAUCUCCACCCGCGGCUCCACAGAAUCUACAUCCAUGGGUGGGCCAAGCCUGGUGCUCUUCUUGCUCUUUUGUGCUUCCAUGAACUUCCCAGAAGCGCGUGGUAUAGACCUCCUAGCAGCCAUUGCUGCUCACCCCGGACAAGUCUUGCAGCCAGCAUCCUUGUUGCCGCUUUGGAAAUCCAUAGUGCUGCAGCUGAUGGUGACAACGCUGGCUACAUCUUUGCAGUAUCUCUUGCGCAGGUAUCCAGAGAGGUACUUGGAAACCUUUCCUGGGGCCAAAGAGGUCCCAUUACACUUGGCCGCACCGUUGCUUGCAGCAAGUGCUUGCAGCAUGCUCCUUCUCCCAUGUUUAGCAUUCACAGGAUCAGUGAGGCACCACCCACUUCUGCACCAACUUUCCAGAGCAGCUCGAGAUGCCAGUGGUGAGAACCUUCCCAAACGUCAUUUGCUGUAUUCUGUAGUUGCAGCAACACUCAACCACUCAAAGCCUUGCAGAGCUGCGCUGCAAGUUAUGGCUGCUGAGGGGUACAUCUUGGAUUUGGACGACGCAGCGUUGAAAACCUGGAUUGAAGGGAGUGUCGGGGAACUCCAGGCAAUCAAGAAGGACUUAAGUAUCCUAACAACCUCAGGGUCUGGACCGUUCUUGCAGUGCAAUUGUCUCCGAGGUUUUUUGGAAAGGGAGGAGCUGCUGAAUCCAGAGUUUUGCGAGAAUUUCAUGACUUGCUUCAAAGAGCAGUCCAUGGCCAACCGAGUUUUGGAUUUGUCAGGUUGCAAGCAUAUUUCUCCAAGGGCAUGGGCUGUCUUGUCAACAGCCCAUUGGCCCCACCUGCAGAUAGUUUAUUUAUGGUGCUGCUGGCAGGACUCUGAGGAUGGUUGCGGUGACAUGUUUCAAUGCCUUUCUCGGUGUGAAAGGUUGGAAGAGAUAUACUUGGGUUUUUGCAAGAAGAUUUCCAAACUCUCAUGGGACGUUCUGAAAAGUGCACAUUGGCCAGAGCUCCGGACUGGUCUGUUCUGGCAUUGCUUUGAGGAGUCUGGUGAGGGCGCUGAAGUGCUUUUGUCAAUGCUCAGCCGCUCGCAGAAGCUACGCUCGCUUGACUUUCGCCAAUGUCCUGCCCUGUCCGACACCGUUUGGGAUGUGGUGCCCACAGGGUCUUGGCCAAAGCUGACCCAAGCACACGGAAUCCCAGGUAUAGUCUAUGAUCAGCUGCGUGGAACCGUGACCCAGGAACCAGAAAGAUGGCAUGACUCAUUUGAAGUGGAAGGAAAAGAUGUGGCAGAACAACCUGACACGUGCAUACCUUCUUUCUGUGUGGUAGAUGUGUUCGGCUGCUUGGAAGCACCACCCGCUCCAAGCGACCUGCCACACGGCUUGCAGUGGGCCAAAGUUAUGUAUGCCCCGCACGCGACCAACCCUUUGAAUGCCAACGAGUGGGCAAAGGUCGCUGCGAAGUUCCUUGCGUCCAAGCAAACUCUUCAAAGAGUGGAUUGCAUGUGUUGCUUCAAUGACAAUGGGGCAGGAAGCGAUGAGCUCCUGAAGGCUUUGUGCCAAUGCGAGGCACUUGAGGAAUUGAUUCCGCUUGCCUGUGGAAAGAUCCACGUCUCGGCAUGGCGCAUGCUAGCUGCAGCGCGCUGGCCGCGGUUGAGGCGGGUAAGCUUUGAUCGGUGCUUCGGUGAGUCCAGUGAAGGAAGCGAAGAGGUCCUUUCAGCUAUCAAGCACUGCUCUGUCUUGGAAGAUGUGGACUUCAUCAACUGUGAGGCCAUGCCAGGCGAAGCUUGGGAUGCUGUGCCUACCGGUGCGUGGCCGCUACUCAAGAAAGUGCAAGGCAUCCCCGCUGAAGUUGCAAACCGUUUGCGGGGCGAAUGUAGAAAUAUAAUUUAUAGCAUGUAAAUAACAGCUGAUGCAUGGGAGGUUUGUCGAGUGGCGCCCAAUUUGUUGCCAGCGGCAACUUCUGGAAUUCAAAAGAGCCGUGUCGUAGAACUACUGUUAAUUUCAUUGAGUGAUUCCUCCUUCUUUUGACAUUCUCAAUGUGCUCUCCACAACCACCAGAUGCGACAAAGUUCACAUCACUUAGACUGUUAGACCUCAAACAUGCUCUUUGCAAGAUCGGCCCUGAACAAGUGGCGUCCUGAUGUUUGGAGAUAUCGAAGCUGGUUCUUUGUUGGGUGUCUG
Durusdinium trenchii is the source of this 3517-nucleotide messenger RNA. Lineage: Eukaryota; Dinophyceae; Suessiales; Symbiodiniaceae. The record is from the annotation of a GenBank genome assembly.